Messenger RNA from Stomoxys calcitrans (stable fly), 2541 nucleotides. It is a transcript of the gene ath, whose product is annotated as ATP-dependent RNA helicase DHX33. NCBI's taxonomy places the organism in Eukaryota, Metazoa, Arthropoda, Insecta, Diptera, Muscidae. The coding region runs from base 125 to 2275 and encodes 716 amino acids. The transcript has 4 exons. Gene Ontology annotation, cellular component: intracellular anatomical structure; nucleolus. The record is from RefSeq and is a predicted model, not a curated record. Gene Ontology annotation, biological process: positive regulation of transcription by RNA polymerase I. Gene Ontology annotation, molecular function: RNA binding; ATP binding.
AUCCCUAGUCAAAAACUUUUAUUUAAAAUUUCUAUUUGGCUUUUUCAUUCACGUGUUUGUUUAUUUCAUAUAUUCUUGUUUUUGCUGUACAUAUAUCUAGAGAAGCGAUAAAUCUUGAUAUGUAAUGGAGUCCAAAUACACUUUGCCAAGCAAAUCUCCGCUGAAGUCUAUAGGGUCCGCAGUUCGAAAUGGGAUAAUUCCGCUUAAAAGAAAAUUUCAAGGUCCCGAAAAUAGUAAUGGAAAAAUGUUUAAGGCGAACGGGGUUAGUUUAGCAGGUGGAGCAAAUAACAAAACAAAUGGCCCACAGCACCCCAACCAACCCACUGCAAAGCAGAUAACAUCCAAAAUGCAAAUGGAACAACAGCGUCAGGCCUUGCCAGUGACCGGUUGCCGUAAGCGCUUGAUACAAGAAAUCUAUAAGUCGGACACGCUGCUGAUUAUGGGUGAGACUGGUUCGGGUAAAACUACACAGAUCCCACAAUUUCUCCUAGCAGCGGGACUUUGCAACAAAGGAAUGAUAGCGGUGACCCAACCACGUCGCGUCGCUGCAAUUACGGUUGCGAAACGUGUGGCCCAGGAACAACAUUCACAAUUGGGAGAAACAGUGGGCUACACAGUUCGUUUUGAAGACUGCACAUCCGCCAGGACUCGAAUACGUUUCAUGACAGAUGGGUUCCUGUUACGCGAAGCACUUGCAGAUCGCUUACUGAGAAACUAUGCAGUUAUCAUGUUGGACGAAGCUCAUGAACGUACUGUGAGUACAGAUGUCCUUUUUGGGAUUGUAAAGGAAGCCCAAAGACAACGACGAUUGCGUAGUCUACUUCCCCUGAAGGUUAUAGUGACAUCUGCCACUAUGGACAUUGAUCAUUUUGGUCGCUAUUUUGGAGUGAAGGGCAUGUACCUGGAAGGUCGUACGCACCCUGUCCGAGUCAUGCAUGCAAAGGAAAGUCAAUCGGAUUACUUGCAUGCCACUUUGGUCACACUAUUCGACAUUCAUCGAAAUACGCCAUCAAAUCACGAUGUAUUGAUUUUUUUGACUGGCCAGGAGGAAAUCGAGGCUAUGGCCCAACAGAUACGCCAGAUUGCCAAGACCAAUAUAAACAAUGUGGCCAGCGUGAGAGUUUUCCCUCUUUAUGCCCAACUUCCACAAAAUAAACAACUAGAAUGUUUCCUGCCAGCCCCCGCAAAUGCUAGAAAAAUCGUUUUGGCAACGAAUAUAGCGGAGACAUCUGUGACAAUACCUGGAGUUCGGUGUGUAAUUGACAGUGGAUUUGUGAAAAGGCGUAUUUACAGUCCCAGCACUGGAUUGGAUGUUCUUCGGGUUGUUCGAAUAUCACAGGCACAAUCCUGGCAGCGCUGCGGUCGCGCUGGUCGUGACGCUCCUGGAACUUGUUACCGAACAUACACACAGGAAGAAAUGAAUGCAUUCGAAAAGAUGCCUAAACCGGAAAUUCUGCGCAGUAAUAUCUGCUCUACAGUCCUUCAGUUAUUAGCUUUGGGUAUAGAUUGUAAAAGCUUUGAUUUUCUCGAUCGUCCCUCGCCCGAAGCUAUGGAAACUGCAUACCAAAAACUGGAAUCGUUGGGAGCAGUUCGAAAUGCCUCCACAGUGCCAGAAUUAACUCCAUUGGGAAGGCAAAUGGCUCAAUUCCCAUUAGAUCCUCAGUAUAGCAAACUUUUGUUGGCAGCACCUCAAUUUAGUUGCAUGGAAGAAAUGCUGAGUCUAGUUGCAGUUCUAUCGGGGGAUAAUGUCUUCGUGUCUAGUGUUGAAAAACGUGAGCAUGCCAAUUUAGCUCAUGCUAAAUUUCACUCCAAAUACGGCGACCAUUUAACUCUGCUGAAUGUCUUCAGUGCCUUCCAAAAGACUGAGAAAAUAAAGCUGUGGUGCCAUGAUAACUUUUUGAACACACGAAAUUUGUCCUAUGCACGAGACGUUCGUAAGCAACUGUUGGAGGUGGUUGAACGAUUGGCUUUGCAGAUUAAUAGUUGCGGCAAUAAUUACGACCAAGUUCGCAAAUGCCUUCUAGUUGGAUUGUUCGAUAAUAUUGCCGAAUUGCAGCGAGACAAUUUUUAUAUGACCAUUACAGGUCGUCAGCGUGCCAAAAUUCACCCAUCAAGUGUGUUCCAUGGAAAGUAUCGUCCCGAGUAUAUUAUAUUUUCCGAGAUUGUGUUAACCGAGAGGAACUUCCUACGACAAGUCACAGAAAUUUCACCCGAAUGGGUUGCAGAAGUUGUACCACAUUUCACCCAUCUAAACCGUAUUAAGCUUUCAUCAUAACUGCUUUAAAAUUUUUUUAUAUUCAUCUUUCUGGGUGGUGUUUGCAACACUAUCAACACAUUUUUUCUUAAGAUUUACUGCUAGUUAAUAAGUGGCUGUUUUGUUAACUCGUCGAUAUCAUCGUACAUUAGUAUUUAGACAAAUUUCUAGUGUUCUCUACAUUCAGGUUAUCGAAGUGUAAAUUAGAAUAAAAUAAAAAAUGAAUUUAAGGACACAAUUCAAAUUAAAAAAAAAAAAAAACGUAAAUCUAUGAAAUUAAAAAAUCA